Molecule: messenger RNA, 1662 nt
Organism: Monosiga brevicollis MX1
Lineage: Eukaryota; Choanoflagellata; Craspedida; Salpingoecidae
Exons: 9
Coding region: 1-1662 (553 amino acids)
Source: RefSeq, a predicted model, not a curated record
AUGCAAGCGUCGGACGGCGACCCCGCCGAUCCGAGUCACUGUGGCCGCCAUGUUGCAAACCGCCAGCUGGGCGGUCAACCAGGCCGCCGCUCCAACCCGCGCCAUCACUGCCGAUCGCCGCUACCGGCAAAAGGCAACGCGUACAAAGUCAAGAGCGCAAAUCUGGCUCGACAAUCUCCAAGCCCCUUCGCACCAGCACAACCACGCGUUGAAAGAGCCUUUGCCGAGUACCCGCCCCGCCGCCACCGCUGUCGUGCCCGUCGUCGUCGUUCCUGUGAAACAGCGAAAUUUCCAUGCACCAACAUCAACAAUAACCACAACAACAAUAACUUUGUAUUUCACUUCAUCUUCUCUACGUGGUUCAUCAUUGAUUACUCGUUUGAAAACAUAUACUUCGUCAUCAUCUUCUCGGUCCUGUUCAUCGGCCUGGCCGCUCUGGUCACGUUUGUGGCUUUGCCGCGUGACAUGCAUGACAAUGCCUGGAAGGUCCAUCCCGCCAAGACCAUUGAUCGCGUCUGGACACCGCAGGAAGAACAAGCCCUCUUGCAAGCCGUGCGCCAGCACAGGGUAUACCGCUGCUCGACCAAGGACUCCACCCCGCUCCAAGAGGACAUUGGUGAAGCACAUGACCUGAUCCCUGGCGUAGGCUGCCCCCAUCCCCUGAUGCAGCCCAAUCGCAACGACACCAAAUGCAUCUUCGCUCCACGCAUGGACAUUGGGCGCCACUACAUCGCGACGGGUGGCCGCCGGGCACUGAAAGAACCCUACCAACGCCUUGUCAACCGCCUUCUCUCCUUCUCGCAUUUUUUUAUCGGCGAGCACGGCUCCACAGAAGAGGAUCUCCGCAAAAUGAUUCCGGGCUAUGACUCGCUCUUCAACAGCUCCGAGUACCGCCAAGCUGUUGAUCUCAUCUGCCCUGGCAAGCCUCUUCUCGACCCCUUUCAAUUGGGUAUCAUUGUCCAAGUUCCGGGACAACAGGUGGCCAUGCACUUUGACGCCCCUUGGUUCUUUGGUGCUGAUCGCUGGACCGUCCCCGUGUGGUUGCUGGUGGUCAUGCACCGAUCGGGCUUGUUCAAAGCCGAGACCGUAUCCCAGAUCCAGGGCGUAGCUUAUGUGCAUGACUGGGGCGCCAAGGCACGGAACAUGAGCGAUGCCGAACUCAAUGCCGAGUUUGGCGGCUCCUUCUUCCAUUACACCGCUGGCGAGCAGUUGCCGCCUGCAGAUUUUGUCCCUCGCCAGGGUAGUGCCAUUCUGUUGAAUGGUGCCGAAUGCGCUCACGGAACAGAUUUGUUUCACCCCCACGGCGAUCGCACCCCGCCCCGCAUGGAUAAGAGCUCAGCCAACGAAGUUCGGUAUCGCCCCGCCACCGCUACAAGGUCGGAGGGCUGGCAGGUCGUGUCUGACAACAAGAUCAUCAAGGAGUAUGGCUUUAGUGAUCUCCGCAUCGCGCUCGUCUGGCGCUCGCGCUGCUUUGCAGAUGAGACUGAGCGCGAGACCUACCGUCAAACACCCCCCAUGGCCGGCGAGCUUUUGAUCAAGACCUACAUCAAGUAUCCCCUCCCCACCGCGGUGAUGCCAUACAACUACUGUGCCCUUCCAGAGUUGUUGCCAGCGGCUUUCAAGGGUCUGGCUGCUCAGGUUCUUUCUCCCUUGUGCGAGUAG